AAGACGUCAGUCGAGGUGCCGUGGUCAGGACGGACCAGAGAGACCCCCAAAUAUGGCGUGUAUGACCGGCAAUUAAUGUAUGAAAAUAAAUCUCACAAGACAUUCUAAGAUGGGAAUUGUUAUACAUUGCGAGGACUACUAGACAUGAACAUCUGCGACAUAGUGUAUGUGUGGUGUUGUAGUUUGUGAUAAACAUGCGUUAGGAAUUCAUGGGCAGCAGCAUACAUACAUCCAGAGAGGUGAUGGGUUACACUACCACUCUCUUAAAGUAAAAGAAAGUAGCAGGAAGUCGAGGAAAGCAACCGGAAGCCAAGGAAAGCAACAGGAAGCCGAGGAAAGCAACAGGAAGCCAAGGAAAGCAACAGGAAGCCGAGGAAAGCCACAGGAAGCCAAGGAAAGCCACAGGAAGCCAAGGAAAGCAACAGGAAGCCAAGGAAAGCAACAGGAAGCCAAGGAAAGCAACAGGAAGCCAAGGAAAGCCACAGGAAGCCAACGAAAGCCACAGGAAGCCAAGGAAAGCCACAGGAAGCCAAGGAAAGCCACAGGAAGCCAAGGAAAGCAACAGGAAGCCAAGGAAAGCAACAGGAAGCCAAGGAGAGAAACAGGAAGCCAAGGAAAGCAACAAGAAACCGAGGAAAGUAGGAGGAACUAGAGGAAUUAGUGGAGUACCUGCUGUGAGAGUGAGAGAGCCACAAGGUGGACCUGGGAGCCACGAAGCCAGUUGGUUGGUGACUGGUAUUGGUAGUUUCUCUCUCCUCUGACCACCACCACCACCAGCAGCACCGUCGCCGCCUUCUGCGUCACCUGUGGGGCCUCUGCUUCACCCUACUCCUUCACCAGUCAUGGACCAGCAGGACGGAGGCCCUGUUUGGAAACAUUCGUCUGGGGACCUCCACUCUCGGCUCAAGACCCGAAAGAUACUGGGAGUCGGGGAAACCGACAAUGGGGAUAUCCACAGGUCCAAGAUCUCACAGGUGCUGGGUCACAAUGAGCACUUGUACGUGCGGCUGCCCCGAGGCUUCUGGUCCGCCCACGUCCUGAUGGGCGCCGGAGUCACGGUGGAGACCCUCCUGCUGCUGCUCUUCCCCGGCAUCGCCGCCCACCUGGGGGUCAUGCCCCCUGACAUGACGGAGGCUGAUGAUGAUCCUCAGGGCGCCGGCGUCACCGCCUCCCGCGUCGCCGGUGCUGCUUUGGCAGGUCUGUGCGUGUUCGUGUGGUCACUGCUUGGGACCUCAGACAAGCACUAUGCUCGCACAAUGCUCCUCUCCAUGCUCACCUACCACAUACUCUCCAUCUGUGUUGGGGCUGCCUCUGCUUUCACACAACAGAAUGAAGAUGAAGCAUUGCUCGAGAAUCGUCUAGUGAUGAUUAUAGGCAUGCGAGCAGUGAUGUGUCUGAUCUGUCUAGCCUACUUCUACUCCAUUGCUGGUUACACUCCCAUACGCGGGCAGAAACCGAGUGGCUUCCGGCAACCCAGCCAGGGCCCCAAAGAACAUUAAGGAAUGAUGGCUGAGCAGCUGUGUUGCAGUAGGACUGGGGACCCUUAACCCUUACACUGUUUCAAUCGCUAUCUGCGAUUUCUUCCUGUGCUCAAAUCACCAUAUGUGAUUUAGCCUUUGGGUUUUCAAUACUUUUUUCCCAUGCACACCUGGUUGUAGAACUUUUAAAUAGCUUAGCAGUUUAAGGG
Messenger RNA from Procambarus clarkii (red swamp crayfish), 1687 nucleotides. NCBI's taxonomy places the organism in Eukaryota, Metazoa, Arthropoda, Malacostraca, Decapoda, Cambaridae. The record is from RefSeq and is a predicted model, not a curated record.